AUGCUCCUAAAGAAGGUGAUCGACGGGCAGGAGACUUGAAUGGCGUGGGUUAAUUAAUUACAUGUCUUUUGAUCCGACUUACGAGUCAUCUCCCGAAAUCCCAAAUCUCCUAGUGUAAGUAUUACCUGUCGGUCCGAUUUCCUCGCGUACCGUACAGGAAGUCCACUGAAGACCAGCAGGUAUGCUGUACAGCACUGGUUAUACCGGCCAAGCAGUGCCUCAAUGGGUCACUGUUCUCUCUAGAAUUCCAACUGGUGAUUUUUCCCUUCACAUGGCCCUAGCAGUAUUUCAUCUGUUAUAAACAAACCUCUAUCUUACUGUUCUCCAAACAUUCGAAUCCACCAGUAUGGGCCGAUCAGACAACAACAUUUCCUUUUCGAAGACACAUCCUACAAUUCGUGUUCCAGUAGUCCAGCAUGGCAGUUUCACACAGCCAGCGAUGCAUCGCCAGAACAUUUUGUCUUUGCCAGUAUCUGACCAGUUGAGGGACACACCAAUGCGAUCCCGCGAAUAUUUCCCUCCUGGACCUCCCCCAGGUCGCUACGCACAGUCUAGGGGUGUUUUUACAUAUUCUAACGUCGUCGAUGAUUCAAGUGCAUACGGCUCUGCGGGAGUCGAUUCGCCUGCUCAUUUUCUAGGUGGAAAUUCGAAUAGAUAUCUUCAUAUUGAAGAUUCUAUGCAGCCACAGCAGGGCACGGCAUUUCAGUAUCCGGUAAUGGAUGCGCCAUCGUACCACGAAGGCAAUGCCGGUUAUGCCUUACGACGAGUGCAGCACCCAAUUUCGCCUGCUGACGUUGGCGUUAGCGCAAGCUCUGCGGAUAUCCGCUACGGGUUAGAUGAUAGUCGGCCUGCUCAGGUUCCAGGUGGAAUUCCGGAUAGAAAUUUGGUGAUUGCAAAUCCUGUGCCGCGGCAAGACACAGGAUUGCAGCCGUUCCCACCAUACGGAAGCAGAGCCAUUGCUUGGGGAUACGAAGACGACAUUAGACAUGCCCCACAAUCGCAAACCGCAGAAUCAUUCACACCCACAGUCUUAUAUGAUCCAGCUCACCGCCAUUUAGACCAUUCCCCUUAUGACCUAACACCCCCUCACCCUUUGCCGUCGUCAUCAUCGUCGAUUCCAGCAUCCAGGACGGAGACAUCUAAUCCUAGUGCACAUCAGCCGACACCUUUCGUUGACCACACUAUCCAAGCUGUGUCGUUUCGUAAUCAUGACGCUCAGCAGCCAGGUUCUCAGGUUUUCCUCGUCGACGGCUGCUUGAUCGAUUUGGGUGACCUUCCUGACCAGGGAACCAAUGACGGUAGCAUAACCAUCGGCAGAUGUCUUCGCAGUGACUCACCGUGCGGCCUUUGGGUGAGAGCGGACAAGGGUACGAUCAAGCGCCACGCGCAGAGAUGGCAUGGUGUUGCUCGUGGAGGUGACACCAGCAAAGUCUCAUGUACAUGGACCGAGUGUAACACCGAGAUGCAAAAGAGCGCUGUGCCACGGCAUACUCUUUGCAAGCACUUCCGCGAAGCAUUUCAGUGUAAUGGGUGUUCGAGACUUUUCACACGGGGCUACUCUUGGAGAUCUCAUGCUGAAAAGUGCGCGUCAGGUGUUUAUGGAUACAGUGUAAGGUAUUGCGCUAGCACUCGUGUCAUUAGUGUGAAAGGCGUGUCCACGAGACAGGUCGGCCACUUAUAGAUGGAAGGGACCGAUUGAAGCAGCUGAGGCUGCUGCGACUUCCACGCAGCCACUCAAGCCACGAUUCGUGGAACAUACCCCUAUUUAUUGCAAUGACAUCAUCCUGCAGCUGUAGACCAGCGCUAU
Messenger RNA from Suillus clintonianus, 1807 nucleotides. RefSeq lists its product as uncharacterized. The coding region runs from base 347 to 1681 and encodes 444 amino acids. Lineage: Eukaryota; Fungi; Basidiomycota; Agaricomycetes; Boletales; Suillaceae. The record is from RefSeq and is a predicted model, not a curated record. The transcript has 7 exons.